CUCUCUCUCUCUCUCUCUCUCCCUCUCUCUCUCUCUCUAGCUCUCUCUAUACAUAUACUAUAUUAUAGAUAUAUAUCCCAUCAAUACGUAACAACCACCAAAGAUUACAAUUCACAGCCUUCCAUUUUCCUUAAUUGUUGUGAACAUAAAGAUUUUGGAGAAUAGAUAUCAAUCUGUGUCAUUUUCUUCUGUUGGGUACAAAAAUAUAAAGAUGGAGAUCAAAGUCAAACCAAAAGCCGUAGAAUCUACGACGAUGAUGGCAACUAAAGAGGAGGAUGAAAUUAAGAAGACGAUGAAAGAUUGUGUGGUGAUUGGUCAAGAGGCAGAUGAGGAGGUUGGUAAAGGACAAGGUGAAACAAGACAAGCUGAUUCUAAGAAGUUGGAAAUUGACAAAAACUUUACGAGUCAGAAGACUAAAAAGAAAGAGGAGAACAAGAAAGAGGAAAAUAAUAAUUAUAUUUCUAACAUGAAGCAUAAGAAGACGAGUUCACACGUAUGGGACUGUGGGAGCACUCUCUACGACUCGUUCGAGCUCAACUCGUUCAAACGUCAACUUGACUCAGCCAUCUCAGCUUCCUCCGCUAGAACGAUGUCCAUGUCUCGCCUCCCCGACCGUCGUCUCCCUCCUCUCAGCUCACUCUCACCGGAGAAUCCUCCUCCUCUUCCUUCACUGCCGACAACUUCUUCUUCCUCCUCCUCCGGCGGCAAGAAACACUCGAACAAGAUCUCUCGUUCUCUUCAGAGAUUCUUGAAGUCAGUGUUCAAACCUAAACAGCACCAAAGCUUGAGCACUCCUUCUUCCCCGGUCUACAAGGCGGUGGGUCACGGAGGCGGCGGUGAUAAAGAUCGAUAUUACGUCGUUUAUGACAAAUCGGGUUCGUUGACAACUAUUCCAGAGUCAACGUCGGAGAAGGAAGUGAGCCCUGAGAUCAACUCUCUUGUUAGGAAAACCGUAUCCGAGAGAUUCCCGGCGAGUCGAGUCGUUGGUAUUUCAUGUGCUUGAUAUCUUGAUUAUCUAAUAAAUCUAAUUAAUUAAGUCUUAAAUUUGAUAUAAAUUAAUAUCUAUAUAUAUAAACAUGUUAUGACUUGUCAAAUUAAUUAUUAGAGACCUUUUUUUUUUUAAUGUGAUAAAGAUUUUGGAAAUGAAUAAUCGUGUUGGACGUAUUGUAUAUAUCGUGAAUGUAAAAGUGUGAUGCAUUUAUGAUGCAAUGUA
Messenger RNA from Camelina sativa (false flax), 1213 nucleotides. RefSeq lists its product as uncharacterized. The record is from RefSeq and is a predicted model, not a curated record. Lineage: Eukaryota; Viridiplantae; Streptophyta; Magnoliopsida; Brassicales; Brassicaceae.